Molecule: messenger RNA, 2205 nt
Organism: Python bivittatus (Burmese python)
Lineage: Eukaryota; Metazoa; Chordata; Lepidosauria; Squamata; Pythonidae
Product: sulfate transporter-like
Biological process (GO): transmembrane transport
Cellular component (GO): membrane
Source: RefSeq, a predicted model, not a curated record
AUGGAGGGUGGCACUAUUACUCAAAAGUCUGAGCACAACAAUGAUACACCCAGCUUGUCUUCUUCACAGUCAUCUUCCUACGUACCUGUCAAACUAGAAGAAUACGAAACAUCAGGCUUCAGCAUCAAGAAGCUUCUCACAAAAGCCAAAGAGAACUGCAACUUCAGCCAACAGAGUAUUGUCACCUUCUUCCUUCAGCUCUUCCCAGUAGUUGAAUGGCUUCCUCGUUACAAGAUCAAAGAACAACUGCUGGGGGACAUCAUCUCAGGCUUGUUGGUAGGAGUCGUUGCCAUCCCUCAAUCAAUCUCCUAUGCCAUCCUUGCAAGCCAGGAUCCCAUUUAUGGGAUCUACACCAACUUCUUCUGUGCCAUUAUUUACUUUGCCAUGGCUACCUCACGCCAUAAUUGUGUCGGUUCUUUUGGGGUCCUGUGCCUGAUGAUUGGGGAAUCAGUAAACCGGCAACUUAGGCUAGCAGGAUACGAACUGGACUCUGACACAGAUUUUUUGGCCAAUGCCACGAUGAAUGGGACAGUGGUCUGUGACAAAGGUUGUUAUGCAAUCACAGUGGCAACCACUCUAGGUUUUUUGGUUGGGCUUUAUCAGAUCCUUCUAGGGGUCUUCCAGUUGGGCUUCAUCUCAGUGUAUCUCUCAGAACCUCUUCUGAGUGGGUUUGUGACAGGGUCCUCCCUUACCAUUCUCACGUCCCAAAUGAACCUUCUGUUGGGACUGAAGAUCCCUCGACAUGAUGGAGUGGGCUCCCUUGUUUUAACAUGGGUUGACAUCUUCAGAUAUAUUGGCAAGACCAACAUCUGUGAUUUGGUCACCAGCCUUGUGGCUUUAGCUCUCAUUGUGCCAGUAAAGGAAAUCAACAAUUUAUUUAAGGACAAAAUGAAGGCUCCAUUUCCCAUGGAACUCCUGGUGGUCAUUGCAGCUACACUACUGUCACAUUUCCUUAACUUCAAUGAAAGAUACAAGUCUAAAAUUUGUGGUACAAUUCCCACUGGUUUCAAACCACCUGCUGUCCCAGAUCUGAGCCUUGUGUCCAAUCUGGCACUUGAUGCUCUACCCAUUGCCAUAAUUGGUUUUGCUAUGACUGUCUCACUUUCAGAAAUAUUUGGCAAGAAACAUGGCUAUUCUGUCCGGGCCAACCAAGAGAUGAUUGCCCUUGGGAUGGGAAAUCUGAUCCCAUCUUUCUUCUACUGCUUUGCUACCUGUGCAGCCUUGUCAAAGACUUUGCUGAAAGAAUCAACUGGAUGUCAUACUCAAAUAUCAAGCUUGGUAUCUUCAGCUGUGUUGCUCCUAGUAUUGUUGUGGAUUGCCCCUCUCUUCUAUUCACUGCAAACUUGCAUUUUAGGUGUGGUUACAAUUGUUAAUCUCAGGGGAGGAUUGCGGAAAUUUGCUGAUAUACCCAAGAUGUGGCGGAUCAGCAAAAUGGACACUAUAGUCUGGUGGGUAACCAUGCUUUCCUCAUCACUGAUCUCCACAGAACUGGGCCUUCUGACAGGAGUCUGCUUUGCUCUGCUCUGCAUCAUCUUCCGCACCCAGCGGCCCCGAGCCACCCUUCUAGGUAAGGUGAAUGACUCAGAAAUCUAUGAGGAUCAGUUUACUUACAAGUGGAUCAGUAGCAUUGCAAAUAUCAAGAUCUUCCGCUUUGAUACCUCUCUUUACUAUGCAAACAAGGACUACUUCAAAAGUUCACUUUUCCAGAAAACAGGGGUGAAUCCUUCCCUAGUUGCUGCUAUGCAACAAAAAGCUCAAGCUAAAGCAAACCUAAGCAAAAAUGAAAAUUGUUUUUCUUCCAGGUUGAACUGCCUAAGGGGAACCAAGACCCCAAAGGCUUCAGCAGAUGGUCCUGGUACCUCUAUAGAUAUGCAUACCUUGAUCAUUGACUGUGGAGCCAUGCAGUUUAUAGACAGUGUAGGCCUUAGUGUGCUGAAGGAGACUCGCCAAGAUUACAAGAAGAUUGGUAUCCAGGUCCUGCUGGCCAAUUGUAACCCCUCCAUACGGCGUUUGCUCCAGGCAGGAGGUUGGCUCACUGGGAUGCCAGAUCCAGAGCUGCUCUCAUUCCACAGUAUCCAUGCUGCUGUGCAGUUUGCCGAGACACAGGACCAAGAUCAACAGACAGAGAGCACAAUGGUAAAAGAUGCCCUCAGCCCAGAAGCCAAGGAUGUUUCAACAGCCUUGACUCUGGAAGGACCCCUAUAG